This is a messenger RNA of Acanthopagrus latus (yellowfin seabream), 743 nucleotides long. RefSeq names its product phospholipase A2 inhibitor and Ly6/PLAUR domain-containing protein-like. The transcript is spliced from 4 exons. Lineage: Eukaryota; Metazoa; Chordata; Actinopteri; Spariformes; Sparidae. The record is from RefSeq and is a predicted model, not a curated record. Bases 273 to 743 code for a protein of 156 amino acids.
AUUUUUUUGGGUACACAAUCCUGCAGGAGAAAAUGUUGCUUAAAUUAGAAAAGGGUGUGGGAAGGUGUGUUGACAUUUUGAUAUUCCAAGUGACAAUAGAGGAGGUGAGUGUCUGAAUGUUCACAGUGGGAACACACCCAAAACCUGACGUUCUACGUGUGCAACAGUCAUACAUUUAUGCAACACCUGUACAGUAUAAAAAGAGCAGCAACUCUGAUCAGGUUUAGUAUCACCAUCGAGGAAAACACAUCUACUGUACCGUUCUGUUCAUCAUGAUGAAACUGAUCCUUUCUCUGACUCUAAUCUGGGCACUCUCCAGCAAAGCUGGAGCACUUGUGUGUCAAACCUGCAGCGAUACAGUGUGUUCAACCCAGACAGCUGUGACAUGUACUUCAGAGACGAUGUGUGUAACAGCUAAUAUUCAAGCCACUUCAUCUGGAGUGACGGUGCCACAGAUCUUCAAGGGAUGUGCAUCUUCAUCACUGUGUCCAGCCACAGGCUCUCAGACAUUUUCAGUCAACGUGGGUGCUUCCAGUGCAGUUACAUCUGCUGAGUGCUGCAACACAGAUAACUGUAACACAGCAACUUUACCUGCUCCUGCAACUCCGACAGCCAACAGCCUACAGUGUUUCUCUUGUACCGACCAACUAUGCAACACUCCGUUGACAUGCAGGGGAAACGAGGACCGAUGCUUUCGAGCGAGUCGUGAGUCUUUAAGAUACAGUACAACACAGAUUGUUUAA